Messenger RNA from Aphanomyces astaci, 2049 nucleotides. Its product is annotated as CAMKK/CAMKK-META protein kinase. The transcript is spliced from 13 exons. NCBI's taxonomy places the organism in Eukaryota, Oomycota, Saprolegniomycetes, Saprolegniales, Verrucalvaceae. Bases 199 to 1887 code for a protein of 562 amino acids. Gene Ontology annotation, molecular function: ATP binding; protein serine/threonine kinase activity. Gene Ontology annotation, biological process: intracellular signal transduction; protein phosphorylation. Gene Ontology annotation, cellular component: cytoplasm. The record is from RefSeq and is a predicted model, not a curated record.
CGCAGCCGUGCUUCGCAGUGGCACCAAACUCGUCGCACUUUGUCGGGUCCUUACUUGUUACACCCCGAUGCUGGGCAACCAUAUCACAUUACGAACGCCACCACCGACUCACAUCCCGUUCCACAGAUCCCUCCCGUUUGCUGCUGCCGAUGCUCUCAAUUUUGUCGGCGUACUCGCACAACCGUUUCCGGAAUUGCAAUGCUAGGAACGAUAUUAAUAGCCCAAACACUUGUCUGCUUGUGUUGCUUAAAACGAGGCGUCAUGACCGACGAAGCUCCUCUCAAGCCAUUGACUCCAAAUCCCCCGUCCGCCAAGAAUCCCCACGACGAGGAGGCAGGCGAUGACGUGCACGCCCCGCUCAAGGCCGCCACCUCCCACGGCCGGCGGGACUCGCUCACGCACAUGAAGACGUUUGCCAACAUCACGAUCACCAAACCCAUCAUGCCCAUGCUCAAGUCGUUGAAAGAAGCCCCGAAUUUCCGCCACUCGUCGUUCUUUGAGACGUCCACCGUGAACAAGAAGCACGACGAAGCUGGCCACAAGCGCCUGAAUCAAUACAUCCUCUACGACGUCAUUGGGCAAGGAGCGUUUGGCAAGGUCCGAAAAGCGUACUGGCCCGAGCGUGAAAAGUACUACGCGGUCAAGAUCAUCAACAAAAAGCACGUGCGCCGGUUGUCGCGAUCGAAGAGGGGGCCAGGGGGCGACGGGCUUGAAACCAUUCGCAAGGAGUUUGCCAUUUGGAAACAACUUGUCCACCCAAACAUUGUCAAACUCAAAGAAGUCAUCGACGCCCCGCAAAGCGAAAAGAUGUACAUGGUCAGCGAAUUGAUUGAAGGGGGUUGUGUGGUCGACGGCGAGACAACUUGUACACCUCUCGAGGAAGAGCAAGCGAAACGCUUCUUUUGCCAACUCAUUGAAGGCAUCGACUUUUUGCACUUUCACAAAAUCAUCCACCGAGACGUCAAGCCCAGCAACUUGCUCUGCGGAAGCGACGGCGUGCUCAAGAUCACCGACUUUGGCAUGUCGCAUGUGUUUGAGGACGAAAACGACGACUUCCGACAGACCGUCGGCACCGGACCGUUCCUUGCGCCGGAAAUGCUCACUGGUGGCAAGUUCAAAGGAAGGCCCGUGGACAUUUGGGCUUGUGGCGUGACCUUGUAUAUGUUUGUGUACGGGCACUUACCGUUCCAAGCUGACAGCCUCCCCGACUUGUAUGACAAAAUCAAGAGCCAUCCCGUGGCCUACCCCACGGACGUUAACGGUCGCCUAGUGGACGCCGAUUUGAUCGACCUGUUAAAAGGCAUCCUGCAUCGAGACCCCGACACACGGCUGACCACCAGUGGAAUUCGGGCCCACAAAUGGACCCAAGCGAUGUUUAAUCGGGUUGCGAGUGUAGUCACUAUGGAGCCGAUUUCGCUGACCCCGGAGAGCAUGAUCUCGGCGAUUUCGCCCAUUCAUUUGUACGAGCGAUUGCAUCAAAAGAUCAAGGCUCUGGUCAUGGCCAAUAAAUUGGGUCAAGGGAUGCAAAAGCAUGAGCGCAUCUCGUUGCCGACGUUGGCUAGUCCUGACAAGGCCACGGACGACCACACACCGCAUGUAAAGGCAGGAGUCAGCUCCCCACAAGAAGUUCCCUCUGCACCCAAGCCCACAGCUUCGCACUCGUCUCAGAAUCCGUCUCCACGCUCGUCGUUUGUAAAGAGUGGAGGGGGGGCGACCCCUCCAGAAGGAUCCAAGCACCCCGUUGUGGUGGUGCUGAAGGACACGAUUGUCUUAGACAACGACGACACGACCAACCAAGCGACCGCAUCGUUGAGUCCAGCCCAAAGUGCUUCAAAACUGGCCGCGGCAACCAUAUCCUCACUCGUGGUGAGUGAGCCCGUAGGCUAACGACUGUAGAACAUCAGCAUGUGGAUCAAAAAUUCUGAAACUAAAUUAACGACAACUGGGGGUUUGUUCGCACAAUCCAAUGUGUUUACGAACGGGGAGGGUCCUUCUUAGACGGUGAUAGCUUGAACGGCAGCCCCAGUUUCUUGGGCGACAAGGUGAACA